Messenger RNA from Tachysurus fulvidraco (yellow catfish), 2454 nucleotides. RefSeq names its product metallophosphoesterase domain containing 2b (gene mpped2). The transcript is spliced from 7 exons. NCBI's taxonomy places the organism in Eukaryota, Metazoa, Chordata, Actinopteri, Siluriformes, Bagridae. The record is from RefSeq and is a predicted model, not a curated record. The coding region runs from base 315 to 1220 and encodes 301 amino acids. Gene Ontology annotation, molecular function: hydrolase activity.
CCUGUGCUCUUUUGGCCCUUUAGGCCUUCCAUAACCCAGGCUACUGCUCCGUCUCCCUCCUUCCUCGUCUGUCUGUCGCAUUUCAGCCGGAGGAGCCUCGGGGUCGAAGGUUCUGCCCUGUUCGCCUCGACCUCCACCUCUGCACGGCUCCCAAAUCUCUGAUUAUCCGAUUACAGCCGCCUAUCGGACACUUUAUCGGACGAGCCUCGCGCGUUUGGAGCUCACGGGGAAAAAGGUGCAGAUUUUGUUCGGCGGGUGUUAAGUGAUGCCCGCUGCGUGGUGCGUUGAUCCUGUUGCCCCCCGCUGACCUGCCCAUGACCCCAGGAAGCGGCGUAAUGGCGCGCCGAGGCUCCUCCCACUCGAAGGUGACCAUCACGGUAGACGAGUACAGCUCUAACCCUACGCAGGCCUUCACACACUACAACAUCAACCAGAGCCGCUUCCAGCCUCCACACGUGCACAUGGUGGAACCCAUUCCGUACGAUGCCCCUAAACCUGCAGGUCACAUGCGCUUUGUGUGCGUCUCUGACACGCACUCGAGGACAGAUGGCAUCCAGAUGCCAUACGGCGACGUGCUGCUCCACACCGGUGACUUCACUGAACUCGGCCUCCCGUCUGAGGUGAAGAAAUUUAACGACUGGUUAGGAAGUCUGCCCUACGAGUACAAAGUGGUCAUUGCCGGGAACCACGAGCUGACGUUCGACAAGGACUUUAUGGCCGACCUGGUAAAGCAGGACUACUACCGCUUCCCCUCGGUGUCAAAGCUGCGGCCCGAGGACUUUGAUAACGUUCAGUCUCUGCUCACGAACUGCAUCUACCUGCAGGACUCCGAGGUCACGAUCAAAGGCUUCAGGAUAUACGGGGCCCCGUGGACGCCCUGGUUUAAUGGAUGGGGUUUUAACUUGCCUCGUGGUCAGUCUCUGCUGGACAAGUGGAACCAGAUCCCUGAGGACAUCGACAUCCUCAUGACUCACGGGCCUCCUCUGGGGUUCAGGGACUGGGUGCCUAAGGAGCUGCAGAGAGUGGGAUGUGUGGAGCUACUCAACACGGUACAGAGACGGGUCCGGCCCAAACUCCACGUCUACGGAGGGAUCCAUGAAGGUUAUGGUCUAAUGACAGACGGCUAUACGACCUUCAUCAACUCGUCUACAUGUACAGUCAGUUUCCAGCCCACCAACCCACCCAUCGUAUUCGACCUUCCCAAUCCGGGAAGCUCGUGAAAUCCCCCUGUUUAACUCCCCUCCUUUUUUUUUCUACUCUCCAACUCUUCUUAUCUUUAAAGUAAUGGUCUUUUUGUACUGCUUGUAUUUAAAAAAAAAUGAAUGCAUGGAUAUGUAAUAUUUUUAAAAAAAUAAGAUCAUACCAUUUAAAUAAUGAUUUGCUGGGGGAAAAAAAAAAAGGAAAAAUGGUGAAUUCAUAUUUAUGGUUCAUUUGUAUCGGUUGCCUUGUUCUAUUUGUUUUAGUCUACAGUAUCUAAAGUGCUUUAUAAGGUACCAUAAGAGGCUCAGCAAUAUACGUUCUCACAGCAGGAGUGUAAUAAAAAAAAAAAAAAGUCCGAGAUAAGACAUCGGGACGGGACGUUACUGAGUCUUGUAGCUCCCAGGAUGCUUUGCAGUUGUAUUUAUUGGUCAGAUCGAUUAGUUUUAGCAAACAAUUCUAUAACCCAAGAGAUUUUUUUUUCCUGCUGUAAUAUUCAGGGGAAAAAAAAAUCACGAGGUACUUGAUGAAAAUCAAUUUAUCUCUCUAUCUCUCUCUUUUUUUUUUUUCUCUCCCUCUCCUCAGAAUUCUUUGCUUCCUGCCAUGUUACAUUUCUGACCACUCUUCUUAGUUAGGCUGCAUUUUUAAGCCUCCCUGUCCCACGAUUCACAAGAUACCGUUUACAGUAUUGUGAACAAUCUGUCAAGCCACCAUCAGCUCUGACACUUGCUAUGAUUGUUCAAAAAAAAAAAACAACAACAAAAACUUAAUAAUAAUAUUGGCACCUGUUCGGACUCGUGCCGUUUAAAUUUUGAUAGCGCUUUUUGUAUUUUGUUCCUGCCUCGCUCGUCAUUUCUUUACGCUGAGACUUUACCUGGCGACGGUCCGUUCAAGAUCGAUGAAAAAUGUACAUAUUUUUUUUUCUUUUCUUUUUUUCUUUUCUUUUUUUUUUUUAAUAAAUCAAGCCAAACUUUAAAUGUCGCUUCAACAAGGAGCUGAAAAAAAAAUCUUUGCAGCUGCUUUGAGCUCAUGGUUAUUAUUCUGGUUCUGGUUUACUUUCUCAUCUCCACCCGGUGGAUCGUGUUGUGUUUGUUGUAUGUCGCACAGACAAGACGAAAAAAUCUAUAUAUAUUGCCAUGAUGUCAUUGGUGCCAUUUGUAAAUGCCUUGUUUCUAUGUUCAUGAGACAUUUUUCUUAAUUCAUCGUGUCAUUUAGCUGACUUUAUAUGCAAAUAAAAACUGCAAGAUUUUUAUCUCA